Haliotis rufescens (red abalone) is the source of this 4388-nucleotide messenger RNA. Its product is annotated as tigger transposable element-derived protein 4-like. The coding region runs from base 252 to 2390 and encodes 712 amino acids. Gene Ontology annotation, molecular function: DNA binding. The transcript is spliced from 2 exons. NCBI's taxonomy places the organism in Eukaryota, Metazoa, Mollusca, Gastropoda, Lepetellida, Haliotidae. The record is from RefSeq and is a predicted model, not a curated record. Gene Ontology annotation, cellular component: nucleus.
ACGUUGGGCACUGAGGUAGUCCAAGUGUUCAGUGACCGACUGCUCAGUGUUUGUAAACAGACCGUGCAUUAUUUGGUUCAUUGUGACAUCUGGAGCAUUACUUACACGUGUUCUAUGUCCUUGGGGAUGAUUAAGUUUCACAUCUGAUGCCAGUGGUGACACCUGCUGGGUUGAAAUGCCAACCUCUGCCGAGGCAGACAACCAGUUAAACCAGUUACAGACAUGUAGAGUGACACAGCUGACCUUCAACAAUGUCUGAAGGUCAAGGUCAGGGGACAACUCAAGCCACACCCACCUCCUCCACCACAACUGUUGCCAACCCCAAAAGUUCUGCGAGCUUCUCAUCAGUCUCCCAUGUUCCCACCCCCAGCUCCGAGAGCUACCCCUCAGUCUCCCACGUUCCCACCCCCAGCUCCGAGAGCUACCCCUCAGUCUCCCACGUUCCCACCUCCAGCUCCGAUAGCUACCCCUCAGUCUCCCACGUUCCCACCCCCAGCUCCGAGAGCUACCCCUCAGUCUCCCACGUUCCCACCCCCAGCUCCGAGAGCUACCCCUCAGUCUCCCACGUUCCCACCCCCAGCUCCGAUAGCUACCCCUCGGCCUCCCAUGUCCCCACCCCCAGCUCUGAGAACUAUAUGGUGUUCAACAUACAUGAGGCAACAGUCACCAUGCCUCAGACUUCAGACUUCCACAUGGUCAGUGCACUGAAUCUCAAAACUCAGGACAAUGAUCCGCCACAGCCUGCGGACUACACAUUCGGUAACCUUCAAUACAGCAUUAAACCAACCAAAGCCAGGAAUGACCUUUCUCUUGCCAACAAAGUUCGUCUUAUUCGUGAAUCAGAAAGUACUGGAAAGAGUCAGAGACAGUUAGCUGCAGAGUUUAGUAUUUCUCUGGGAUCAGUGAACAACAUUCUCAGGCGGAAGCGUGAGUACGUCGAAGCAUAUGAGAACAGCGAUUGUCCAACUCCACCUGCCAAGCUCCCAAGAAGGAUAUUCCCAAAGAAACCUGAUUUUGAUGUUUUGAAUGCCCUUAUAGUGAAAUGGGCAGAAAUAGCCCAAACCAAAAAUAUCCCCAUAUCCAGAGCAUUAGUGCAAGAGAAGGCCAAAGAGUUUGCCAAGAAGCUGAACAUGUACAGUUUCUCCCCAUCCCAGGUGUGGCUGGAGAACAUCCAGAAACUCCUUCAUUUGCCUUUGCAUUCUAGUGCGGAGAACUCCGACCUGACGGCCAAGUUGUACACAGUGUGGAUGAAGAUGUUGCCAUACCUGGUGCAAGGGUAUGAACCAGAGAACGUGUUCACCUGUGGCGAGACUGCUCUGUUCUACAAAGGACUGCCAGACAAGUGCUAUGUGGAGGGUGGUGUGUGUCUCGGAACGCACCAUAAUGUCAGCUUUGAGGAACACCGGUUCACCCUGUUGUUCUGUUGUAGUGCUACCGGGGAGAAGCUUCAGCCUCUGGUGAUAGGCACAAACUCUUACCCCUUCUCUUGCCAGAGUCUCAACUCCCUUCCAGUCACUUGGAGGAGCCAGCCCAAGGCGUGUAUGACAUCAUCAAUCUUUGCAGAAUGGUUACAGCGACUUGACCUUGCAAUGGAAAACCAAGGUCGUCGGAUUGCAUUGUUCAUGGACAUGGCGCCGGCUCAUCUGUCCAGUCUGGUUCUGAAGAAUGUAAGUCUCAAGUUUUACAUGGACAACUCUUCUUCCUAUCUCCAGCCUCUGCAACAAGGCAUCAUCACAGCUUUCAAGUCCCACUAUCGUAAACGUUUCCUCCAGGCUAUCCUGGCCCGUGUGGAGGCCAGCGAGGAGGCGGCUAGUGCCCUGAAGAACAUCACAGAGCUGGACGCCAUCUACUGGAUCAGGUCAGCCUGGGACAAUGUGAAAACCUCUCUAAUCUGUAACUGUUUUGAUGCUGUUGGCUUCAGCACAUCCGAAGCUCUGUCUGAUGAUGGCACCAACAGCCUGUUGUCCAAUCUCCCGGAGCUGGUUGAGGAGACUGGGCAAGCAUUGAAGUUCACACCAAUGUAUGCUGAGGUGUAUUUGCAGUUUGACUCGCAGGUUCUCUGUCAUGUGUAUGAGGAAGCUGAAUGGGAGAAACAGCUGAUUGCGGAAGCGUUAGGACGGCCCAUGAUUAAAACAGAACCAGAGGACACUUAUGGGGAAUUGUUCAAGCAGAAACUCUCAGACAGUGCUAGUAUGCAUAGCCAGUUAGAUUCCAAUGUUGUUUUGCAGAAUGAAGCUUUAGACUGUUUGAGUAAGUUGAAGUCGUUUGCUGUCAAUGACACUCACUUGCUGACGAAAUUGUACUCGCUAGAGGAAACUAUGCUGGAGUCCAUCAGCGCCAAGAGACGGCGUGCAAAGUAUCGGAGCAUCAACAUUCUUCAUAUGCAGUGACUUUAUGGCACAAUAUAUGAUAUCAUUACAUGGGUUGUACUUAAUCAUAGGGGAUCAAUGCGCCUUUCACUUUCAGCUGCCAUAUCGGCUCCUUAUGGGUUAGACCAUGAUUGGUGGUAGGUUGGCACCAAACCCUUGCUUGUAGCUUUCUACAGUCACCUCUCGAGCGUUAAGUUUCAAGCCAAGAUUUAACUGACGUAGUAGUCUAUAGGUCCAUUGUCAUGUUAGACCCAGCGGACUUAUCUUUGAAGGUCACAAGCUUAAGCAGGAAUAACAUGAUAACAUCAACCAUGAAAAGAAAUAAUAGAAGUUGUUCGGACUUUACUUCUGAAUAUCUCUCAGGAUGUUAGAAGCUGUCGCAUCUUUAAACCUGUAAUUCGAUGUUAAAAAAAUAUAUAGACCUAUUUUUAUGAAACAGUACUUAGACAUGAGUCACCACCUACUCCAACUGAUUGUGCAUUGUGUCGUUAUUCAACUAUAACACUGUGGACCCUUGUGCUAACACAGCUUCUUUGGUACAUAAGUCAUCACAUUGUCCCUCCUACAGUUAUCUUCCCAGUGAUUCCGUCACCAAUGAAUACAUUUUGAUUGGACAACUGUUGUUUAGUUUUGUGCAGGUCAAAGUCACAGGAAUUGAUGACAGUGUGUAUAGCAUAAUAUAUUUGUAUAGAAAAAAUCACACCCCUCUAUAUAGAUAUAGACUAUAUGCAUAUAGAGAGGGUGUGUUUUUUUCUAUACAAAUAUAUCAUGCUAUACAUGUCAUCGAGUACCUGUGGUCGAGGUGGCCUCGAGAUAAAGCUGUGGUUGUGAAUUGUUCCAGGGUCAAUUACAGCAGUCAGUGACUGAUGAUGUGAUUCAUUGAUGUGGACAUUUUUAUGGGGCAUUCUCUUCGCCCAACUGAUGGGUGAUCCACUUCUGAAGCAGGGUUAAUAGACUGUUCAAUAUUUCUUCAAACAAAUUUGAUUAUCAUGUGAAUCUGUUCAUUACAAUUUUUGCUAAGAAGUUUGAUAUUUAAAUUCUAGUCAUUUCAAGUUAAUCACAUGGACCUUCCAAAAUAUUUCUUCGUAAAACAGGAACACUGUUGGUGCACUGUGCAGAGUCGUGUCCCUUGGCCAUGCCAGUGUCCGCUGGACAUAGGUUCAAAUCCCAGAUUCAGCAUGAUAAAGAUCAAUGAUUUCUAAACACCGUACCUGUGCAUGUGGGUUUCACUAAGGUGGUAAGCCCAUAUUACUUGAAUUACUUUGGGCUUUCCUGACAUGGUGUGAUAUGACCAUUAUUAUAUCAAAAGCAUCAUUAAACCCAACUCACUCACUCCCUCUAUAACAAACCAGUUUCCAGUCCUGGGAUGCAGUAUCAUUGAGCCAUGUUGUAAUUAUUAUCCUUGUAAAUGUGCCAAGAGUGUGUGUUUAUCAUAAAUCCUUGCUUGUUUUGUUGCUGCAAUGUCAUGGUUGAUGUGAAGCUAAUCUCAGUACUUAUUUCACCAAAUCCACAAUGUGAAAAUGGCUGCUGUACUGUAAUGUAGAUUGAUUUAGCUGAAAAACACAUUGUACUUCCAUAUCCCCUCCCCCCUCUCCUCCCCUGGAGAUUUGUGUUGAGUAUAUACUUAAAUAAACACAUGAAGACCCUCUCAGGAUAUUCACCUUUGGAUUGAGAGUAUCUGAAAGAGAGUGAGUGAAUGUUGUUUUAUGCCAGUCAGCAAUGUGAUGGCCGGAUCAUCGCUACAGGGAGUCAUUGUGAUUGUUUAUCGUAAUACAUGAAUCUUUACAGUAAAUCCUUUUUUGAGUGGUCCAUUAUGAUCCUCAAUAUCAUUGUCUGAUUUGGAGAGAAUUCUGGUACACUGGUAUGUAGGGUAUUAGUAAUCUGCUGUCAGACAAUCCAGUAUUUGUCUCAAGUGUAUUAAUAUUAUAGUGAUAUUGAUGUCCCAAGAUACAUGCCAAAAAUUGUAUGUUCCAAUAUUAUUACAACACUCUGCUAUUAAAGGGUAUCCAUUCCUAACAA